Alligator sinensis (Chinese alligator) is the source of this 2678-nucleotide messenger RNA. RefSeq names its product HD domain containing 2 (gene HDDC2). Gene Ontology annotation, cellular component: cytoplasm. Lineage: Eukaryota; Metazoa; Chordata; Crocodylia; Alligatoridae. Gene Ontology annotation, molecular function: 5'-deoxynucleotidase activity. The transcript is spliced from 6 exons. The annotation marks the transcript as partial. The record is from RefSeq and is a predicted model, not a curated record.
CCCUUCCUGCGCCUCGUGGGGCAGCUCAAGCGAGUGCCACGAACAGGCUGGGUGUACAGGAACGUAGAGAAGCCAGAGAGUGUAUCAGAUCACAUGUACAGGAUGGCAGUCAUGGCUUUGGCAACUGAAGAUAAAAAGCUCAAUAAAGAUAGAUGUAUCCGACUAGCUCUGGUUCAUGAUAUGGCUGAAUGCAUUGUUGGAGACAUAGCCCCUGCAGAUAAUAUCUCUAAAGAGGAGAAACAUAAGCAAGAGGAGGCAGCUAUGAAACAGCUGACCCAACUGCUGUCAGAGAAUCUCAGAAAAGAAAUCUAUGAACUUUGGGAAGAAUAUGAAUACCAGUCUACUGCAGAAGCUAGAUUUGUAAAAGAACUGGAUCAGUGUGAAAUGAUACUCCAAGCAUUUGAAUAUGAAGAGUUGGAAAAAACGCCUGGAAGACUGCAGGACUUCUAUGAUUCAACUGCAGGAAAAUUUAGUCACCCAGAAAUAGUUCAGCUUGUGUCUUCUGUUAUUACAAAGAGAAAUGAAAAAAUAUCUGCUACAAGUAAGCCAAGCUCAUCAGACAUUGUCUAGUGGUUGCUCCUAAAAUAAACUAUUUAUUAUUUUACACUCAUCUUUCACUGCCACAGCAUCAUUAAUUUAAGAAGUUUUGGGGGAUAUUUUUUCCUUUACAUUUAUUGGAAAAAUGUAGAUGGGAUGUAUAGGAUAACUGCAUUCUAGAUCACAGGAUGCUAAGGAUCAAACACUAUGAAUGGGGCUGCUUUUUUAUUAGCUUUGAGUGUUUGAUGGCACUUCACUUGAAAGCACUUUAUCCUGAAGACAGAGUACAUUUCACUGCAGGCAAAACUAAUUACAACACUGAAUGUCAUGUAACUCCUUUCAGUCACUGAGGAAAAGUCUAAUUAUUGUCUUUAGGCAUAUAUCCAUCAGCAGAAUGUAGCCUAAUAAUGAUAAAUCCAGCUCAGAGAGAGAGAGAGUACAGUUCCUUCCUUGUGAAGUUUCUCCUUCUACAAAUAUUUCUAUUCUACCUGCAGUCUAAUGAAAAUCCUCUAUGUGCAUUUAAGCCUAAUGCAUGGGCACACAUUUAUACAAGCCAUUUAUUUUUUAGAGACCGGUACAUUCUUUGAAAUAGUGUGAAAUGCUGUUCUCUGACCCCAAAACUCAUUUUGUGAAAUUAUUUAAAACUGACUGUUCCUCCGUGAAUUUUUUUUUUUUUUUUUUUUUUUACUGAUUUGACUUUUGGGUUGGUUCCACCAUCAUUGCAUCAUGUUGGCGGAUGGAUUAGACUGUAUUCAGCAGGCACCAGAUAAAUUUCCAUCCUGCUAUUGUAACCAAAGCUAAUGCACUAGGUUGGAAGGGAAACUGCCAAAGUUAUGUUGGAGGGACCAGCUUGCUGUGAGUUUGCUACCAGAGAGCAAGGAUGUUCUGUACUUCCCCCAGGAGGGAGCUGAAAGACCCAAGUGAUGCACCUAAAAAGAAAACCACCUGAGGCGUCUGAAGGACUGAGGAAUGGAUGGUAAUAUGGUCUAGUCUUGGUUCUCAAGAAUUGGCUGUUAGAAGAAUGAGUAUCUGAAGCAGGCGCAGGCCGCAUUUGUCCCACCAGGCACGUGGUGCUCACCAGUUAAUUGUAUCCUGCUCAGUCCUUCCACCCAUGUGUAGCGCCCCACCCCCAACUCCAAAAUACCCUAUUGUGCCUUGUUCUCACCCUCAUGGGCAGAAGGGCCAGGCUGGCCAGCACACAGCUUUCAUGCAGGGCUGCUGCAGCCCCCGGGGAUCUGCUCCACUUCCCUGGUCUUCUGCUGGCUUCAGGCAGCAGGUAGGGAGAGGGUGGCGGCGGAGCUCCAGCUGGGCAGGAGUACGGAGCCUGGGGCUGGCGGCAGCAUGGAGCCUGUUCCUAGGAGAGCAGCGUGGAGCUUGGGUGGGCAGUGUGUGGGUGUGAGGGGGGUGCGGGGACCCCUCUUCACUUCCCUCAUGGCACGCAGCCCCAGCAGGCAGUGGCAGCAGCAGCAGGUGGGGGUGCUCAGGGCACUGGUGCCUGGCGGGGCGCAGCUCCAGCCAGCGCUGCACGUGGCAGCGAGGGGCAGCCUCCACCAGGCCACAUGUACUGCCAGUGCUCCCCACCAGGCACGUGUAGCCCCCACUUGCAUGGCACAGGAGGAAAGCCCCAGGCGCUGGAGCCAGCUGACUUCCCUACCCUCCAAGGAAAGUCGCCUGGCGCUUCCCUCCCGUGCCAUGCGAGUGUGGGGGCCACAAGUGCUUUGCAGGGAGCACUGGUGUUAGAGGAGGCCUGGCGGAGGCUGCGCCCCUCACCAUGUGCAGCACUGGCCAGAGCUGUGCUCUGCUGGGCACUGGUACCCUGACUGUUCCCACCUGCUGCUGUUGAGCCGUCAGGGGAGUGGGGGGGUACCCACACCCCACCCCACAAUCCUCCACAUAUACACAGUCCCCCAACAUACCCUAUGCCCCCCCCACAGCCACAUCCCCUCACAAAUCCACCCCACACCCUGCCAUAUACACACAUAUACAUCCCAACAUACACGCACACCCCCCAGCCACAUACCCCCACAGUAUAUAGUAAGAAUUUAUUUUUGAGUUAUUCUGCAAUCACCUCUAUAUACAGUACACAAACACAAAUUAUGACAAAAUCAUUUUUUGUAAUAAAAUUGAAAUAUGUUAUAGCA